Messenger RNA from Impatiens glandulifera, 2425 nucleotides. Its product is annotated as receptor-like protein kinase FERONIA. Gene Ontology annotation, molecular function: ATP binding; transmembrane receptor protein tyrosine kinase activity. The record is from RefSeq and is a predicted model, not a curated record. Gene Ontology annotation, cellular component: plasma membrane; plasmodesma. Gene Ontology annotation, biological process: protein autophosphorylation. The transcript has a single exon. Bases 1 to 2388 code for a protein of 795 amino acids. Lineage: Eukaryota; Viridiplantae; Streptophyta; Magnoliopsida; Ericales; Balsaminaceae.
AUGAACAUAUCUUUUCCGACCACCUUUCUUCUUCUGCUCCUCCGAUCAAUAACCGCCGACAAUUCACAUGUUGAGUACGAUGAUCCACAACAUGCUAUCGCCCUCAACUGCGGUUUCCUCCACAACUCCACGGCAAUUGACGGCAGAAAAUGGGUUGGAGAAAUUGAUUCUGCUUCAAUCAUUUCUUUUCACGGCCCUGGAAGUAAAUCAGUGGUCCCAUCUUUCUCCUCCGAUGACCAACGAUCACAAUCUCUCGAUCCCACUCCCUACAUGACAGCUCGAGCUUCUCGCUCAUCCUUCACCUACACCUUCCAUGUCCGCUCCGGCUACAAGUUCAUCCGCCUUCAUUUCAACCCAGCAGCUUCAUACUCUGCUUUCAAAUGGUCAACCGCUUUCUUCACCGUAAAAUCAGGUCCGUAUACUCUCCUCAACAAUUUCACUGCGUUCGAUUCUCUUAGCCUGAAAUCCAUCGUAAAAGAAUUCACCAUUUUCGUCCCUGACGACGGUAAACCCUUAUCAAUUACUUUCUCCUCCAUAAGAACAAGCAUCCCUUCGGAUGAGACAUUUGUAUUUGUUAAUGGAAUUGAAGUUGUUCCCAUGCCUAUUGGACUUUACUACACCAUGGAGGGAGAUGGAGAUGCAGGGGCACACGUUGCAGGGCAGAAGGGUCGAUUUCACCUGGGUAAAGACACUGUAAUGGAGAUGGCCUAUCGGCUAAACGUUGGUGGCAUCAAACUUUCGUCUAUUUAUGACCCAAGUAUGUUCAGAGAGUGGACGGAUGAUUCAAACCAUAUCACUGAAUCAAGUGUGUUUCCCAUCACUUCCAUAAAUCGGAUCAAGUAUACUAAAACAUCUAAAGAUGGUGCACCACAAAGACUUUACCAGUCAUCUUGGUCAAUGAACCGGAAUUUGCAAGAUGGUGAAGGAGUUAGUUUUACAUGGAAGUUGUCUGUGGAUUCGGAUUUCACUUAUCUAAUUAGAUUGCAUUUUUGUGAGCUUGACUAUGACGUGAAGGAGUGUGGGCAAAAAGAGUUCAUUAUUCUCAUUAACAAUCAAAUAGUUGAGUCUAGAGGAGACUUGAUCAAAUGGGCUGGUGAGAUUGGAAUAGCAAUCCAUAAGGAUUACAUGACCACGUUAGGAGGAGAUAGAACCAUGGGCAAGAGAGAUUUAGUUGUAGCUUUAUACUCAAGCAAUGUCGAACAAUCAUGGGAAUUCAUUGACUCAGUUAUUAAGGGGAUUGAAGUUUUCAAACUUAGUGACUCUCAUAACAAUCUUGCUGGAGGGAAUCCAGUGAUCUCUUGUCCUCAUGCUUCAACAAAUCGUAGACUUAGAAUGCCAACAAGUAUAAAUGAGAUUAUAAUUUUGAUAAUACUUCUAGUUGUCAUUGUUCACCAAUUUCGUGAAUGGAAAGAAAGGAGUUGGAGUAAAAACCCAUCUCUAAUAGACGGAAAUUUGUGUUGUAGAUUUUCAUUUGUUGAGAUCUCAUCCGCAACUAACAACUUCGACAAAAGAUUAGAGAUUGGACGUGGAGGUUUUGGUAAGGUCUACAAAGGGGUUAUUAAAGUUAAUAAUGAUAAGGUUAAAAUGAAAGUUGCAAUUAAGAGAUUAGAUUCUGAAUCUAAGCAAGGAGAGAAAGAAUUCAUAUCAGAAAUUAAGACACUUUCCAAGCUUAGACACAAACACCUUGUUUAUUUGAUAGGAUACUGUAAUGAUGGCCAUGAAAUGAUACUUGUUUAUGAGUACAUGGAGCAUGGCACUCUAGCGGACCAUCUCUAUAAGAAUAAACGUAAUGGUAGUCGAGAAGUGACUCCUCUAACUUGGAAGGAAAGGCUCAAUAUCUGUUUGGGUGCUGCUCACGGGUUAGAAUACUUGCACAACAAUAAUGAUCAUGAAAUCAUACAUCGAGAUGUGAAGAGCGACAACAUUUUGGUGGAUCUGAAUUGGGUGGCCAAAAUUGCUGAUUUUGGCAUAUGCAAAAUGGGAGGAUCUACAAGUCAUACCCAUAUCAGUACUGAUGUAAAAGGAACUUGUGGUUACCUAGAUCCAGAUUACUUCUCGACCAGAAAGCUAACUAAGAAAUCUGAUGUGUAUGCGUUCGGUGUUGUGCUUUGGGAAACAUUAUGUGGGAGGCCAGUCAUCGAUGAUAGAAUUGACAACGAACAACAGCGUAGCCUAGUUUUGUGGGUUCAGCGCUGCUGCGAAAAUGAAAUGGUUGACAAAAUAAUUGAUUCUAGUUUGAGGGGACAAAUCUCAACUGAUUCUCUGGAGUCCUACAUUAAACUUGCAAAUCUAUGUUUGCAUAAAGAAACUAAUAUACGACCUACAAUGGAUGAAGUCACAAAGAAUUUGAAAUCUUUAUUGGUUGAUGGGCUCAAUUUCUUAAGGUGAGAAAGAGUUUACAUAUUCAAUUUUAUUUUCUAUUCUU